Molecule: messenger RNA, 1952 nt
Organism: Eremomyces bilateralis CBS 781.70
Lineage: Eukaryota; Fungi; Ascomycota; Dothideomycetes; Eremomycetales; Eremomycetaceae
Exons: 4
Coding region: 150-1694 (514 amino acids)
Biological process (GO): riboflavin biosynthetic process
Molecular function (GO): GTP cyclohydrolase II activity
Source: RefSeq, a predicted model, not a curated record
UCUCUCUGGUCAUUCCACAUUCCUUCUUCUUCUUCUGCUGGUGUGUUACUUCAAAUCCCUUCGGAACCCCCCGAAGAAUAAGAGUCGUCAUCAAGAGCUUGGAAACGUGUCAUCAACUCAUAUUCACUUUGUAAUUUGGAUACUUCAAAAUGGGCGACUCUGUGUUGAAUCAGAUAUUAUCUAGUCUCCAAGAGAUUCGAGACGAGAAUGCUCAACUGGCCUCUACCGUGGAUCAGAUCAACGGCCGUGUCAAUGUUUUGGCCGGCGUGAAAGAACUCAAGGACAAUGGACCGGACGUUUUGAAGCUACCGCAGGUGGAAAAGAAGCAAGAAACAGUCCCGGUCGCCACCAAUGGAGCAGAGAAACAGAUACCUACCGUAUCGCGGCCGACUGACUCCGAUCCGGAGAUCUCGAAGAUCGUCCUCACGUCGUAUCCGGAUCGGGGUGGAAUGGACCCAUUGCCCAUGAAUUGGGGUCAUGAAGAUCCGAAUACGAGAGGUCCGGUAGUUGUGUCGAGGCAUAAGAACUCGAUUCGACGACGAAAUGCCAUUGGCGCCCAUGGCGGGUCAUACUCGGUCUAUAAUGCACUCGCUGUAGCGAGUAGCGAACUAGACGUCAACCACAAGCCGGAUUUCACCAACACGGAGCCCGCGGUAGAUAUCAAGCCGCAACCACAGUGGAAGGAUCCGAAGAAGAUCGUCGCGAUGGACCCAUUGGGCCACCUGGCACCGUGGCUCUUCAAAGAGGUCAUCGAUAAAGACGGUGUCGAAAUCCGACCCACCAUCGCCGUGACCAAGGCGCAUAUGAAGCUCCCGGAGCUGGAGAACAGCGUCCGCGAAGGUCGAUUGAAGCCGGAUGGCAAGAUCUGCAUCAAUGAGCAAGGUGAAUUGGCCGUCACGAAAGUUGCCGUCGAGCCCGUGUGGCACCUUCCUGGCGUCGCGGAGCGAUUCGGAAUAGACGAAACCCUCCUUCGUAGAACCCUAUUCGAGGAGACCGGUGGUUCUUAUCCAGAACUGAUCACGAGAGGUGACAUUGAUCUGUUCCUUCCUCCGAUUGGCGGGUUGACGGUCUAUAUCUUUGGAGACCCCGCGAAAAUCUCUGAUGCCAAUGUAAAACUGGCUCUCCGAGUUCAUGAUGAAUGCAAUGGAAGCGACGUGUUUGGCUCAGAUAUCUGCACGUGCCGGCCUUACCUGAUUUUCGGCGUGGAGGAGGCCGUCAAGGAAGCCCAGAAUGGCGGCAGCGGGAUCGUCAUCUACUUCCGCAAGGAAGGCCGUGCAUUAGGCGAAGUCACUAAGUACCUGGUCUAUAAUGCGCGGAAGCGAGGUGCGGACCGUGCCAGUGAGUACUUCAAACGGACGGAGAACAUCGCCGGCGUCAAAGAUAUGCGGUUCCAAGCCUUGAUGCCAGACAUCCUCCACUGGCUGGGCAUUACCAAGAUUGACCGCAUGCUCAGCAUGUCCAAUAUGAAGCAUGACGCAAUUGUAGAGCAAGGGAUUCCAAUCCACGAGCGAGUCCCCAUUCCCGACGAGCUGAUUCCAGAGGACAGCCGAGUGGAAAUCGACGCGAAGAUCCAUGCAGGAUACUUCACCACAGGAAAAACGAUGACUAUGGACGAGUUGGCCAACGUCCAUGGUCGUGCAUGGGAUGAUGUCGAUGUAAGAGAACCUAUCUGCGAUUUACACCGGUUUGACUAACAUGUAUACAGCACUAACAGGGGCGAAGCCAUGGCGGCCGCGUCGGAGGGGGGUUAUUGGUCGCUCGUACGGGCCAACGGUUCAACUUCGAAGGCAAUUGGGCCGCAACGGAUGUAUGUAACGAAACAACCGGGUGAUAGAACCAACUCUAGAUUCCGCGGAACUAGCAAGGGGCGCGCUCGUCGCCCAUCCCCAAAGUGAUCAUCUGAACAUGUCGUGCAAGCGGACCGCCGCCCAACACGCCAAAACGCAUCUGGG